UUCCUAUUUAUCCAUUUUCUCCAAAUUAUUUUUCAAAUCCAUAUUUAUAAAAUAAAUGAGUAGUUCCGAAGAAGUAUCAUGGAUUACUUGGUUCUGUGGUUUACGUGGAAACGAAUUUUUUUGUGAAGUUGACGAAGAAUAUGUUCAAGAUAGAUUUAAUUUAACGGGAUUGAGUGAGCAAGUGCCACAUUAUAGACCUGCCAUGGAUAUGAUAUUGGAUUUGGAACCAGAAGAUGAUAUGGAAGAUAAUCCAACUCAAAAUGAUAUUAUAGAACAGGCAGCAGAACUAUUAUAUGGAUUAAUUCAUGCUCGAUACAUAUUGACUAAUAGGGGGAUUGCACAGAUGCUUGAAAAAUAUCAGCAAGGUGAUUUUGGUUAUUGUCCAAGAGUGUUUUGCGAGUCCCAGCACAUGCUUCCAAUUGGAAUGUCUGAUGUACCUGGUGAAGAUAUGGUAAAGUUAUAUUGCCCAAAAUGUAUGGAUGUAUAUAAUCCACGUUCUGCACGUCACCAACAUACUGAUGGUUCGUAUUUUGGAACUGGGUUUCCUCACAUGCUUUUUUUGGUUCACCCAGAAUUCAGGCCAAAGAAAGCAAAUAAUAAAUUUGUUUCAAAGUUAUUUGGCUUCAAAAUUCAUCCAUCUUGUUAUGAAAUACAAUUGCAGGCAUCUAAAAAUUAUAAAUCGCCAGUGCGCACUUUGACAUAUAAUAAUGGUCAAGCCAGAAGGCCUCAAUAAAAAAUUAUAAAUUAUGGGCUUUUUAAAAAGCAUGAAUAUUAUGAACAUAUAAUUAAUUUCAAUGUUAUGAAUCAAUAUUGUUUAUAUAAUUAAAAUAAAUUAUUUU
Molecule: messenger RNA, 839 nt
Organism: Gordionus sp. m RMFG-2023
Lineage: Eukaryota; Metazoa; Nematomorpha; Gordioida; Chordodea; Parachordodidae
Product: casein kinase II subunit beta-like
Exons: 1
Coding region: 56-733 (225 amino acids)
Cellular component (GO): cytoplasm; protein kinase CK2 complex
Molecular function (GO): protein kinase regulator activity
Source: RefSeq, a predicted model, not a curated record